AGGCCCCUGAGCAGUUUCACUUCCUCUGGGCGCCCAGCAGAGCGGAGCCCUGACCUUGCGGGCAUGAGCCCCGGGGCUGCGUUUCCUGAGACCUGGCCGCAGCCGCCCCGGGUGGCAGGCGGGCUGGGGAGAGCCGAGGGCCAAAGGAAGAGAAAAUCGCGAGGAGUCUCUGGCCGGGAGAGUUCAGGCAGCGCUCGGCCGGCAGCAGUGCACAGGGCCCUUGGCUUCAGCCGCCACAAUGCUGCCUGCAGCGCCGGGCAAGGGGCUUGGAAGCCGGGCCCCGGCCCCCUGCGGCCCAGCACCCCCAGGAUAUUUGCCGUCUUUUAUAUGGAUGUAAUAAAACUGGAAAUAUAAAAAUUGAGGAGUAAGCAGAAACUACUACUAAUUUAUCACAAAAUAAAAUUGAAAUACAAAAGACAUCAUAAUGAUAUAUGAAGAGGAUGCUGAGGAAUGGGCUGUGUACUUGACAGAAGUAUUUUUACAUGUUGUGCAAAGGGAAGCGAUCCUGUUAUAUCGCUUGGAGAAUUUCUCUUUUCAGCAUUUGGAGUUGCUGAACUUAACCUCUUACAAAUGUAAACUUUUGAUAUUAUCAAAUAGUCUGCUUAAAGACUUAACUCCAAAGAAAUGUCAAUUUCUGGAAAAGAUACUUCAUUCACCAGAAAGUGUAGUUACUUUGCUUUGUGGAGUGAUGAAUUCACAUCAGCUUUAUGAAUUAUUAAAUAUCUCUCAAAGCAGAUGGGAGAUCUCAACUGAGCAGGAACCUGAAGACUACAUCUCUGUAAUCCAGAGUAUCAUAUUCAAAGAUUCUGAAGACUACCUUGAGGUCAACGUUCCAACAGACCUACGAGUAAAACAUUCUAGGGAAAUAAGUAAGAGAAAGGAAAUUGAAGAACUGCCGGAAGCUUCAAGAAACACCAAACCACUAGCAGUGGUGCUUCCCGCUGAAAUUCCAUGUGAGAAUCCUGGUGAAAUAUUCAUAAUUUUGAGAGAUGAAGUAAUUGGUGAUACUGUGGAGGUUGAAUUUACAUCAAAUAAUAAGCGCAAUAGAACACGGCCAGCCCUUUGGAGUAAGAAAGUCUGGUGCAUGAAAGCUUUAGAGUUUCCUGCUGGUUCAGUCCAUGUCAAUGUCUACUGUGAUGGAAUCAUUAAAGCCACAACCAAAAUUAAGUACUACCCAACAGCAAAGGCAAAGGAAUGCCUAUUCAGAAUGGCAGAUUCAGCAGAGAGUUUGUGCCAGAAUGGCAUUGAAGAACUUGAUGGUGUCCUUACAUCCAUAUUCAAACAUGAGAUACCAUAUUAUGAGUUCCAAUCUCUUCAAACUGAAAUUUGCUCUCAAAACAAAUAUAUUCAUUUCAAAGAACUUCCAACUCUUCUCCACUGUGCAGCAAAGUUUGGCUUAAAGAACCUGGCUAUUCAUUUGCUUCAAUGUUCAGGAGCAACCUGGGCAUCUAAAAUGAAAAAUAUGGAGGGUUCAGACCCCGCACAUAUUGCCGAAAGGCAUGGUCACAAAGAACUCAAGAAAAUCUUUGAAGACUUUUCAACUGAAGUUGUGGGUUCUGAGGAGAGACCAUGGAGGUGGAGGACCAUUCUGAUCACAUCACAUCAUCUCAUGGUAUUUCCUAUCAACAUAACUCAUCAUUGCUGAUGAAUGUUUCCCUUA
Molecule: messenger RNA, 1660 nt
Organism: Piliocolobus tephrosceles (Ugandan red Colobus)
Lineage: Eukaryota; Metazoa; Chordata; Mammalia; Primates; Cercopithecidae
Product: B-cell scaffold protein with ankyrin repeats
Exons: 9
Coding region: 425-1645 (406 amino acids)
Biological process (GO): negative regulation of B cell activation; negative regulation of phosphatidylinositol 3-kinase/protein kinase B signal transduction; signal transduction
Molecular function (GO): signaling receptor binding; protein tyrosine kinase binding
Source: RefSeq, a predicted model, not a curated record